Messenger RNA from Pseudogymnoascus verrucosus, 345 nucleotides. It is a transcript of the gene RPS28A, whose product is annotated as 40S ribosomal protein S28. Gene Ontology annotation, biological process: translation; maturation of SSU-rRNA; ribosomal small subunit assembly. The coding region runs from base 12 to 218 and encodes 68 amino acids. Gene Ontology annotation, cellular component: ribosome; cytosolic small ribosomal subunit. Lineage: Eukaryota; Fungi; Ascomycota; Leotiomycetes; Thelebolales; Thelebolaceae. Gene Ontology annotation, molecular function: structural constituent of ribosome. The transcript has 3 exons. The record is from RefSeq and is a predicted model, not a curated record.
AAUUCGCCAAAAUGGAUACCUCAAAGGUCCCAGUCAAGCUCGUCAAGGUCACCCGCGUUUUGGGCCGUACCGGUUCCCGUGGAGGUGUUACUCAGGUCAGAGUUGAGUUCAUGGACGACACCACCCGCAGCAUUAUCCGCAACGUCAAGGGCCCAGUCCGUGAGGAUGAUAUCCUGUGCCUACUCGAGUCCGAGCGUGAGGCAAGAAGGUUGAGAUAAGCGUGCCUGGGUGUAGGAAAAGGGUCUUCUUUGGUUGUGCAAGCAUUAGCUGCGGGCUGGGUUUCAACCAGAUACUGGCUGAGGGGCGUUGAAGCACACAGAAAUACAACGAUUUCCAAAUACCCCA